CUCCAUUGCUCUACGACAUGGCAUCUCGACGCCGACGCCUCUAUAGUUAGCAAUAGGCAUGCGAGAUGGGCCUUGCGAGCUUGAAAGUCAUACCAUCCUAGGCGCCAGUAACGCUCCGCCAGCGGGGCCCCGGGCUGGAAAUAGUUUCUGCCAACGGGCGCGAGAGUAUAGAGAUGGACGUCCUGCCUGAGCAGCUCAGUGUGCUGUCCUGACUCCUGAUCAAACUGAUCCCGCAACCUCCACGCGACCAUCGCAACACCUGCUCCUCGCCGCAGCAGCCCUCCCUUCACACCACCCACCGUGCCUUUGUCAACAUGAGCCAGGCUCUCUUCGUCGCGCUGCUGCUCCCUCUCCUCGCUCUUGCGCAGGACUCCGAUUCUGGCAGCGAGCUCCCUCCAGCAGGAUACAACGGUGGCUCAGACAACCCGCAGAGUUCAGACGAUGCUGGCGCAGCAGGGUCCUCGAAGGGUGCUUUCGAGCUAUCGUCUGGCGGCCUGAUCGCUAUCAUCGUAGUCGCCGUUAUCGUCGUCAUCGGCGGUAUCGCCUCAGCAACGCUCUGGUGGCUCGCGAAGAAGCGCCAGUGGGACGUCCGCCAAUCCAUCCGCCGCGCCUCACGUCGCAUGACAGGCCGCUCAGCAGUCGACACCAGCAACAACCGACAGAACCGGCGGACGGGGAUCCGUCUCAACUCGCCGCCGCCGGGCAGGAACGCAAGGCCCACGCAGGAGCGCGACGUCGAGAAAGCACUGCCGCUGGCGGGCAAGGAGGGGCGCACUACGACGACCAUCUCGAGCACGAUCCGGUAGACACCAUGGCCAGUGUUCAUUGUCUAGCGCUGUACCGGGGGGUUGGCGCGCGGGGGGCGCCUGGAGCGUAGAAGUCCACGGUGCAACCAAGCAAGCACACCCAUUAUCCCAGUCAUGUAUUCUCAUUCCCUUCUUCGCAACAACGAUAUCCAUGCCUUUCCGAUUCAGCAUCGUACACGGCGUAUGCAAUAUACCAGUAUCUCUAGAUUCAAACCUCUGAUUGGAUAAAAUCAAAUAAAUCUCAUCCUGUCCUAUCCCAUCGUCCCCCAAGACUGACUGCAGUGCUUGUGCAGACCACACCAGGCUGGGUGGGUGGGGGUGUCU
This is a messenger RNA of Didymella exigua CBS 183.55, 1130 nucleotides long. RefSeq lists its product as uncharacterized. The transcript is spliced from 2 exons. The coding region runs from base 315 to 806 and encodes 163 amino acids. NCBI's taxonomy places the organism in Eukaryota, Fungi, Ascomycota, Dothideomycetes, Pleosporales, Didymellaceae. The record is from RefSeq and is a predicted model, not a curated record.